This is a messenger RNA of Thalassophryne amazonica, 804 nucleotides long. RefSeq names its product pheromone-processing carboxypeptidase KEX1-like. The record is from RefSeq and is a predicted model, not a curated record. The transcript is spliced from 4 exons. The coding region runs from base 178 to 804 and encodes 208 amino acids. Lineage: Eukaryota; Metazoa; Chordata; Actinopteri; Batrachoidiformes; Batrachoididae.
AUCUCUCUUCCGAGACAAACAAAAUGUAAUCGACGAAAGAGAAGAAGAAUUGUAGGUGGUGUAACCAUUGAUCUCAACUCUUCACAGUCGGUUGCUCCCGAGCAUUCAAAGACUGACGAAGGGAUUGAUUGUAACCACUGUGGCACUGAUGUUGAACAACCUGAAACUGACUUACCAAUGAAUGAUCGAAUGGACAUCAGAAAUAGAGCUGUGUUUCAACAUAGUAGUUCUCAAGAAGGUGGGGUGGUUUUAGAACAGGAUGAUCUAGUGGACAAUGGAAGCAAGGAUGAUGUUCUCAAUGAAGUAGACCAAGCAGAUUCAGCAGACAUGUGGUAUGGUGAUGUUGGAUGUGAUCAUAAUGUUGAAGAUAACACUUGGCAUAUUGAUGGCAACAAGGAAGGCAAGGAUGAUUUGGGGCAAGACAUGGGUGGAGACUCAGUACAAAAUGAAGAAAUGGAUCAGGGGGAUGAUGAGGACUGGCAUGACAAUGGAGUUGACUCUGGAGGAGAUGAUGAAGAUGAUGAUUUUCAGCAUGGUGAUGGGGAGGAAGGAAAUGAACCAGAUGAUAAUUACCAGGGAUUCAGCCUUGAAGAUGGAAAUCUUCCAAUUUAUCCAGAUGCACCCAUCACCAAGUCACAGAGUCUACUGCUGAUAGUGUCCUAUGUCUUGCGGCAUGGUCUUUCUGAUAGUGCUUUGGAUGAUCUUCUUUCUUUGAUGAAUAUACACUGUCCAAACAGUGUUCCUACAUCAAAGUUCACUAUUAUUGCAUGGCUUGCACUGCAUAUCUUGGCCCCGAGAAAUUGA